Molecule: messenger RNA, 1431 nt
Organism: Synchytrium microbalum
Lineage: Eukaryota; Fungi; Chytridiomycota; Chytridiomycetes; Synchytriales; Synchytriaceae
Exons: 6
Coding region: 1-1431 (476 amino acids)
Biological process (GO): proteolysis; positive regulation of apoptotic process; programmed cell death
Molecular function (GO): serine-type endopeptidase activity; protein binding
Source: RefSeq, a predicted model, not a curated record
AUGCUAACAAGGCAAUGUUCAAGGAUAUGGAAACCACUUCAGAUACACUAUAGCCGUCGCCCUAUAUCUAGAAUACGGCACAAUCACACAGAGCCCACAUUCAAAACCACAGCAGAUUUAGCACCGGCUCCUACGAGAACAAGCCGCAUCUUCAUAUAUGGCUUCAUAUUUGGACUAGCUGGCGCUGGCCUCGCGUCGCUAUCACUCUACUAUACCCUCAAACGCCGUGAAUCCUCAACAUUAGAAGCCAUCCUCGAAAAUGUGGCCUCUCACAAUAGGAUGAAUGAACGAUUGAAGACACGGACGGUGAAUGAUGCAGAGCAUACGACGUUCUGGAAUACCCCUGAAUUCAAGCCUACGGUAUCAAAGUCAGCUUCGUCACGAUCUAGUGGUAGACAUUUUGAUACCCUGCAUACGAAUUUUAUUGCCGAUGCGGUGCAGGAUGUCUUGUCUUCUGUUGUUAAUAUUACUGUUGAAGUCGACACGUCGAAUCUGUUUCAGAGAAAAUCAAUGGUUUCAACUGGAUCUGGAUUCUUCAUUGAUGACGAGGGCACCAUAUUGACGAAUGCGCACGUUGUGUCUGAUUUCGCCGAGGGUGGUACUUUGGUCAUCAGCACAUCAGAUGGUGAAGAAUUGGAUGGCGAAAUCCAUUCUCUGGAUCCAUUGAGUGAUUUGGCUGUCGUCAAGAUUCGACAUGGUGGGACACGGAAAUGGCCUGCUGUGAAGUUUGCUACCAACAAGGAUCUGAGACCUGGUGACUGGGUAGUAGCCAUCGGAAAUCCGUUCGGUCUAACAGGCACCGUCACCUGUGGAAUCGUCUCGUCUCGCCGUCGCAAACCCUCUGAAAUCAACGCUGGCAAAGACGCAAGACUAGAAUACAUCCAAACUGACUGUGUAGUGCAUUCUGGAUCGAGUGGUGGUCCCCUCAUCAAUUUGGAUGGAGAAGUUGUGGGGAUUAAUACUACGAGAGCGGAGAGUGAGGGGAUAUCGUUUGCUAUUAGGGUUGAUAAUGCGAUGGAGAUUAUUCAGGCGUUGGUGCAUCAGGGAAGGGUUAUAAGGCCGUGGCUAGGUAUUCGAAUGUUGUCAUUAACUCCCCUUGUAUGGAGCCAACUAAAGACCCGAGGUGGAAACGAGCUGCUCCCCUUCAACGAUGACUCUGUUGGACAAGGUGGUGUCCUAAUAACCGCAAUAUACCCAGACUCGCCUGCCCACACCUCCAACAUCCGAAUCGGCGAUGUCAUCGUCUCUGCCAAUGGCUCUCGCGUGAGGACUUCGGGCGAAAUACUAAAAGUUAUUGGAUUGGGAGUUGGUGAACCUGUAGUCAUGCAAAUCAGGAGACGAGCUGGAGGAAAGAUUGUUGAGCAUGUGGUCAAAAUUGUGCCCGAAGAAUUAAAUAUUUUUUUAUCGGACCGAGUGGAAUUCUUGUUGUAA